AUGAGCAGCUCGAGUGUCGCAGCGAGGGCCGACUGGACGAGUGCCGCCGGCGACGCAUCCACGAGAGCUAUUAUUAUCCGUGAUGCCCCCGGUCGUGUCGCGACAUGCGACGAAGCCCAGGCUCUGAACGAGCUGGCAACCGCAACCGCCCUCGCCCUCGCCCUCGCCCACGCCCACGCGCAGACCCACCCGAUGCCCAAACGCCCCGCGUCUCCCGCGUCUCCCGCGCCCGCCUCCCCAUCCAAGCGUCCCAACCUCCGCACCCUCCCCAAGUCCACCCCCACGCACGCCUCCACCCCACGCACCGCCUCCACCGCCAGCUCCGUCCUCUCCACCCCGUACACCCCCUACACCCCGUACUCCACCUCCGUCCCCUCCGACUCCCCCACGAACCCCUUCGGCUUCAAGCACCGCCUCCAGAAGCUCAAGCUCCCCCCCGCGACCUCCUUCUCCAAACACCUCUCCCUCCGCUUCCAGCUCGUCAAAAGCCCCGCCCUCUCCCCCGCCCAAUGGCCGCUCCUCCCCAGCUCCACGGCCAAACCUAAACCCAAACCCUCCCGCACGGGCUCCCGGCACCACCCCACGCGACGCGAUCCCGCAGCAGCAGCAGCAGCAGCAGCCCGCGCCCCCGCCUCCGCCCAGCUCCCGGAGGGCGAGGAGCUGCCCUACGACGCGCAGGGCGUCUACCGCAUCGUCCAGGUCCCGCUCUCCUACACCUUCCGCCACCUCCACAAGCUCCUCCUCUUCCUCUUCUCCGGCGACCCCAACCCCGCGCCCCCCGCCGCCCCCCGCUCCCCGCCGCCCCGCGGCUACCUCUUCGAGGCCCACGACCAGGUCCUCAUGGGGCCCCGCCCCGGCCAGAUCGCCAGCGCCCGCACGUGGGCGAAGCUCUCGAGCGUCCGCGACCCGUACUACUCCGCGCAGUCCAUCCUCAGCCUCGUCGAGAGCGCGGAGCACGACGACGCGCUCGCCAACGCGCUCGAUAUCGAGGGCGACGACUGGCGCUGGGAGACGGAGGAGGACCUCUCGCUCGCGCAUAUCUGGGAGACCAAGGGCGGCGACGUCCACCACGCGAUCACAUACGUGCGUCUCCGCAACAUCUUCCUCCACCACGACGAGCGGACGACGGUCCACAUCACGGUCAACACGCAGAAACUCGCCCCCCGCAGAGGCGUCGGCAACACCCCCUUCGUCUUCCGCGCCUUCGGCUCCGUCCCCCUCGACCCGUCCUACGCGCCGCCCCCCGCGCCCCCAAAACCCACCCGCGUCUUCCCCGUCCUCCGCAAAGCACCGCACCAGAGCCUCCCCGCGCCGGCGCGCGCCGAGCCGAAGAGGAAGGCCCGAGCGCCGUACGGGGACGAGCGCGGGGACGAGCGCGGGGACGAGGACGAGGACGAGCGCGGGGACGAGCGCGGGGACGAGCGCGGGGGCGAGCGCGGGGACGAGCGCGGGGACGACUUUGACGGCGGGCUCGACACGCGCUACUGGAACCGCCCAGACACAUUCGAGCGCUUCCUCUCCUCCGCCGCGCCGCCCGAGCCCCAGCCCACGCCGCCCGCCUCCCCGCCCUCGCCCGCCCUCCCCGCCUCCCUCCCCUCCCUCCCCUCCUCCCCCUCCCGCGACCCCGACCCCGAUCCUGACCGCGCCCGCGACCUCUCCUUCUCCUCCUUCUCGUCCUCCCCGCUCCGGCUCCCCGUCGUGACGCCCGCCCCCGCGCGCGCGCUCACGCGCAUCCGCGUCGACAGGGCGCAGCGCCGCAUCGAGCGCCUCGUGCGGCGCGCGAUGGAGGAGGAGGCGGCGGCGGAGGAGGAGGCGGCGGCGGAGGCGGAGGCGGCGGCGGAGGCGGAGGCGCUGGAGGUCGAUCAGCUCGAUGCGGACGGGGAGGUCGAUCAGCUCGAUGUGGACGGGGAUGCGGAUGGCGAGGACACGGGCGAGGGCGAGGGCGCGUUCGGGAACGAGGAGGAGGUCUGA
Molecule: messenger RNA, 1971 nt
Organism: Heterobasidion irregulare TC 32-1
Lineage: Eukaryota; Fungi; Basidiomycota; Agaricomycetes; Russulales; Bondarzewiaceae
Exons: 3
Coding region: 1-1971 (656 amino acids)
Source: RefSeq, a predicted model, not a curated record